Messenger RNA from Eimeria tenella, 738 nucleotides. RefSeq lists its product as uncharacterized. Bases 1 to 738 code for a protein of 245 amino acids. The record is from RefSeq and is a predicted model, not a curated record. Lineage: Eukaryota; Apicomplexa; Conoidasida; Eucoccidiorida; Eimeriidae. The transcript has 8 exons.
AUGCAAAAGAAAAGACAAACCCUUUCUGUUUUGGAUGAAGCAGAAACAAAAAAAAUGAAACUUUUAAAAGCCGACGCCGCCACUGCCUUCACGAACAUGCUGGUGGAGCGUGUGAAGAAUCCGUAUUUGCAAAGCCCCGACGGCAGCGAGUGGCCCCUCGAGCUGCUGAAAGGAGACGGCAGAUUCACAACAAACAGUUUGACAGAAACAGAAAAAAAAGAACUUUACAAAGCUUUCGUCAGGGAGUUUUGCGCUUCUCGCGUUUCUCUUUUUGCUUCGCGUUUAUCUCUUUUGCCAAACGAAGAUUUGUCUCUUCCUUUUGACCAGGUUUUGGAAAAAGUGCAAACUGCAAAGAGACUUUUCCAGGGAAUUCCCGAAGAAGAGUUGCGCCCAAAACAAGAGGCUUGGAAAGAACAAAGGUUGGAAGAACUGGGAGAAGGUUUCAUUUUGUUUUUGCGCCAGCACCCGGACGUUUCUCGAUUUGUUUUUGAAAAAAUAAAAAAAGAAAAGUCCAAAAAAGAAAAUUUCCAAAAAAGUUUUUCUUUUCAAAUUCAAGAAGAAGAACUCCAGCCGCUUCUCGACAAACUCAAACACGACGUUCGCUACCAACGCCUUGACGCAUUCCCAGCUCGUCGUUUACAGCUUAUCAAACAACGCGUGCAAGAACUUUUUAUGGAGCAGAAAAGAAAAGGCCCCGGCAUUGCCCAGAAGCAGCAAGCAGCACAAAGCAGCAAAUAA